UCACAGUGAAACCUCCACAUAUAUGCAUACCGUACGUUUUAUAGAGUGAUUUUUUUGUGUCACGGAUUGUCUUCAAGUGCCGGAACGCUCGUCAUACAUUUCCUCCCGGAUAACUCGACUAGUUGCGGGUGUGGCACAAGGCAGAAUGCAUCCGUGCCUACAAAUCACGGAGCUGCUGGAUAUUAUCUUCCGCCAGCUGGACGAGGACCCUGUUUUCUCGGCUUGCACGUUAGCAAGCCUAGCCCUGACAUGUCGGAUGUUCGUUGAACCAGCUCUCGACGUUCUGUGGGGGCGCCUCACAUCCUUUGGGCCAUUGAUCACACUCUUCCCAGAAGACGCGUGGUGGAGAAUAGACACCCCGAGUGGAAAGUCCUUUGUGACUCUCCUGAGGCCGCCAGAAUCUCAUGAAUGGGACAAGUUCAUGCGAUACGCUGCGCGUGUCCGACAUGUGGUGUCCUCUACCCCACUUCAGCGGGUCACAGAGGCGCAUCCGCCGGUCUACAGCAUCUUGCUGGACCAUAGACCAACCAACCACUUAUUCCCCAACCUCAAGCGCAUUGAAUGGUAUUUCGAUCACAUCUUCCCAGAGGACAGCAUCGCGCAGCUAUCAUUGUUGCUCUGUCCCAGAGUAACGAACAUCGCAACCUAUGCACUCAAGGUCAUGCCCGAGAGGUUGUCCAAAAGACUAUCCGACGAACUAAUGACGUUCAUUAUCGGACACAUCAACAUUCAGUACAUCAAGCUCUAUUGUCCUCACAUCCGAUCCCUCGUGACCUUGAUACCCACCGUCAUCUCCCAGAACAAGAUCAUACGGACUCUCGAUGUCUUACAGGCCUAUCCUCUAGCGUUGCAUCGCGACGUUUGGCUCGAGUUGUCUCGGCUCCCAAUGCUUGAGAAGACCACGAUCUUUGCGGACGAGUUCCUUGGUUCGGACCAAGAGUGGAAGCAAUUAGUCAACUCAUCGGAACUUAUUUUCCCCUCCCUACGGCAAGUCAGCAUUCACGCGACCGACUUGGAGAAAUGUUCUCGCUGCAUGAACGCAAUCCAAUCGCCGUUUCUGGAGAGGCUCGACAUCAGCGUCACACAUGCCCCGACCAACCAGGAGGUCAAAGUGUUCUUCACUAACCUCGCAAAGCGUUGCGCCAAUGCGCCAGUGCAGUGGUUGCGUUUCAUGUCCGUCGUCGGUUGUCCGCGUCACGACGACAGCUACGUCAUUGAUACGGACACCUUGCGGAUUCUCCUCUCUUUCCGGGACGUCAUAAGCUGCGACAUUGGAUUUCGCUGCCCGGUGCGCGCAGACAACGCAUUCCUCGGGGACGUCGCUGCCGCAUGGGCCCCGACUCUCCAGCAGCUCGAACUCGGCUCAAGCUGGAGACAGCGCCUCGACUCUCCAGGCGUCACACUGCAGGGGCUCUUAUCGCUCCUCGCGCAAUGCCCAUUGCUAGGCUAUCUCGGGCUGGUGUUCGAUCCACGCGUGGACGAGUUCAAGGAGUCAUACAAUGCAGGCCUGCGUCCCUCCAGAGACGUGCGGGGGCGGAAUCGUCUUGUGAAGUUUUCGAGUGGCGCGACGACCCUCAGGGACCUCGACGACUCGGAUAUCGUCACCCUCGCGGGCGUGCUAUCCGACAUCAUCCCGUCCCUGGCAUCCUUCCAGAGCCUGUGGAUCAGGGAUGGACCUGAGAAUCUGCCUGGAGACGAAGAUCCCGACGACGUCGACGAAACGGAGGAAUGGCGGCGUUUGAUAGCACUUCACAAGGAGAUGUCGGCGAUCAGGACGCAAGAGAGGGUGUGGAGAAUGAAGGCUAAGGCGCGAGAAGCGAAGGCGAAGGCGAAAGCAGCGAAGGCGAAGGCGAAGGCGAAAGCAGUGUAGGACUCUUCACAUACAUGCGACACCAUGAAGUGCUGUACAUGCGACGCCAGGCGAGUCGUCGCUCUGCUCUGUAGAAGCUUGCUUGGAUUGUUAUAUAUGUAGUCCCGUAAGUUUUGACACUGGGCUGCGUGCCCCUGUACGUAGCUCCGUAGAGUUUGCGGCCUAGCUGUAGGUCUAGUACUGACAUCGUAUGCUCAAUGCACCAAUUUAAUAAUACCAAUAUUCCUCAUAU
This is a messenger RNA of Fomitopsis serialis, 2102 nucleotides long. RefSeq lists its product as uncharacterized. The transcript has 3 exons. The record is from RefSeq and is a predicted model, not a curated record. Lineage: Eukaryota; Fungi; Basidiomycota; Agaricomycetes; Polyporales; Fomitopsidaceae. Bases 146 to 1870 code for a protein of 574 amino acids.